GGGACAGGCCAAAAAGGAAACUUAGUAUUGCUUCAUGGGACGGAGGGAGUAUUAGAAGUGGUGAAAAAGUGAAAAGUAAGUGGUUUGAUAUAGUGCAAAUAUUGGUAAGAAGUUAUUUUGUGGACGUCCCAAAAAGAAAAGUUAGGAAGUUCUUUCGUGGACAGAUUAAAUUUUAAAAAAAAAAAAAUCUAUCUCCAUAUUUAUCUUUUGUUGAUUAAAUCUAAUUUCCAAAUUCUUUUUUAUUUUUAUUUACAUUUUUUCUUUUAUCUUAUUUUAUUUUCUUAAACUUUUUUGCUUCCUUUAUAAUUUUCUAUAUCCAACUCAAAUAUAUUUAGUUAAAAUUAUAUUUUUUUUAUUAUAUUUAGAAACAUGAUAAUUGAGUUGGUAUCAAUUUUAUAUAAAAGAAAUAUAAAAACAUUUUCUCGUCUAUUGCACGGGUGUAAAUGCAGUUGUUGUUUAAAUUACAAAAAUUGACCCAAUUCUAUAAUUUCAACAUGAGUUUUGAAGUGUAGCGAACAAAUUCCCAACUUUCGAUUUUUUUAUUUUUUAUUUUUUCUUGUAAUUAGUCUCGCCCAAAUAUUUUAGCAACUCAAACUUUCAAACUUCCAUCCAUGAUUGGAGCCAUAGAUUCAAGUUAUAAACGAUUGGGGUUUGAUGGGUUCAAGAAGAGGAAUAAUUUAGUAUAUGGGUCAAAAGUUUGAUAUUUUGUCGAUGUGGAUAAUUAAAUUUCGUCGAAGCUGUUACCAUUAUUAACACUGAAAUUAGUCAUCGCCCUUCCACACACCUUUCAACCCCUCAAUCUCAAUUUUCUUUGUGAUAUUAUUAUAACUAAACCAAUAAUUAUUCCUUAUUCCAUCCCUGCCUUUUUUCUUCCUUUGUUUAGCUUUGGUUGCCUUAAUCCUUCAGCUGCCAACAACUCCUCUUAAUGAAAUGAGAUAGAAAACCCAACGAAGACUUGACUCCAGAACACAUCAAAAUUGACUCAUAAAUGCAUCAAGACUCUCAAGUCAAGGAAGCCUUGUAAUAUUUGUGUAUAUAUUAAUUAGGGACUUAUCACAAUACAAUCACACCAUCUUAAUUUGCAGCUAUGGAGAAAAAGCUUUAUUCAAUUUUUGCGUAUGCAUUCCUCACCAUAAGCUUCCAAAUGCUUUCUUGUGUAGCCAAACAACCUAUGAGCCUUGCAACUGAUCAAACUUCCCUUCUUUCACUCAAACAACACAUCAUCUCCGACCCAUCUCGUAUACUCGCAACGAAUUGGACCAACUCGACCUCCGUCUGCAGCUGGACUGGCGUCACUUGCAGCUUGCGCCACCCAAGAGUAGCUGCCUUGAAUCUCUCCAACAUGGCUCUCUCCGGCACCAUUCCACCACAGCUCCGACACCUCUCCUUCCUCGUCUCUCUCGACCUCACCAACAACCAUUUCCAUGGAGAUUUGCCUCAAGAGCUGUCUCUCCUUCGCCGUUUGAAGUUCAUAUCUUUUCGACUCAACAACUUCACCGGUGACAUCCCUCCGAUGUUUGGUCAGUUACCAAAAUUAGACUACUUGAAUUUACGCAACAACAGCUUCAUAGGUUCCAUCCCGAAACCUCUCUCAAACCUGACAAACCUACAAUUUCUUGACUUAGCUUACAAUUCUCUAAGUGGAGAAAUUCCAAAAGAGUUGGGAAGACUUCAAAGUCUACAAACUCUGUAUGUUCAAUCUAAUCAUCUCUCCGGUGCUAUACCAUCAGCCAUAUUCAACAUAUCUACCCUUGUAGCUAUAGGUUUUACAUACAAUGAAUUGAGUGGAAGUCUUCCAACAGACAUGUGCAGUAAUCUUCCAUUUCUUACUGUGCUUAGUCUUUCUGAAAAUCAGCUGAGUGGCGUGAUUCCCGCAAAUCUAUCCCAAUGUUCACGACUUGAGGUUUUGAGACUGUCUUACAACUCUUUUAGUGGGCAGAUACCUUCAGAAAUCGGCUACUUAACAUCUCUUCAGAUUUUAUAUCUUGGUGGUAACAAUUUGAACGGUAUAGUACCACAUGAGAUUGGAAAUCUUCAGAGCAUGGUUACUUUUGCUGCUGAAAAGAAUGAGAUUGGGGGCUCAAUUGAUUUCAGUAUUUUCAUGAAUAUGUCUUCUCUGCAAAACAUAUAUCUAUGGCGCAACAUAUUCACGGGGAACCUUCCAAGGGAAGUCAGCAAUAUUACAAGGCUAACAAUUUUGGAACUCACCGAGAACUACCUUACAGGGCUUAUUCCCUCUAAAUUUGGCCAACUUUACCAUUUGGAGAUAUUACUACUAGAUUUUAACAACUUGAGUGGUUCGAUUCCACAUGAGCUCUUCAACAUUUCAACUCUUCGGAUUCUUUCACUUGUCGGCAAUGCUCUGUCAGGGGUUCUUCCAACCCAUUUAUGCCAUGCCUCUCCCUUUCUUGAAGCACUUUAUCUUGGUGUGAAUUCCAUGAGUGGAGCAAUACCCAACUCUAUCUCUAACUGUUCUCAACUCACAAUUCUCUCACUUGAGCAGAACAAGUUCAGUGGUUAUAUACCUACUCAUCUCGGCAACCUAAGACUUCUCCAACUUCUUUCUCUGUUCGGCAACAAUCUUACACAGGCACCGUCUUCUUCCUUCAUUACUUCAUUGACAAAUUGCAAGUCUCUAACUCUUUUGUCAUUUGGUAAAAAUCCUCUAAAUGGUGUCAUUCCAGCUUCUGUCGGGAACUUAUCUUCCUCACUUCGAACAUUCACUUGCCAGCAAUUGCAAAUUCAGUGGCAGCAUUCCUGUUGA
Molecule: messenger RNA, 2764 nt
Organism: Salvia miltiorrhiza (redroot sage)
Lineage: Eukaryota; Viridiplantae; Streptophyta; Magnoliopsida; Lamiales; Lamiaceae
Product: receptor kinase-like protein Xa21
Exons: 3
Coding region: 1088-2764 (558 amino acids)
Biological process (GO): hormone-mediated signaling pathway
Cellular component (GO): plasma membrane
Molecular function (GO): protein binding
Source: RefSeq, a predicted model, not a curated record